CAUUAAAUUUAGGGUCGACAGGCCUUCAAUUCUCAUCAUUUGUUUAUGUCGACAGGCCUUCAAUUCACAUCAUUUGUUUAUGUCGACAGGCCUUCAAUUCACAUCAUUUGUUUAUGUCGACAGCCCUUCAAUUCUCAUCAUUUGUUUAUGUCGACAGGCCUUCAAUUCGCAUCAUAUGUAUUUGAAAAACCCUGAAUUUUUAAAGCAAAUUAUGUACAAAAAGUUCAUUGUAUUUUUCUAUUCAUGUAAUGAAAUUUACUCUGACAAAACCUUUUUAAAUUUCCAGAAAUGAAUGAAAAAUUACCACGGCGUGACAUCCAUCCCUCCCCAGGUUCACAAUUGAAGAUUCCUAAGGAAGAUUUGGAGGCCUAUAAAGGAGCAUUUGAUGCCUUCGAUUGGAAUCAUAGUGGAAAAAUAUCCUACAGCUCAUUACAGUCUGCUAUGAGACGAGCUGGGCAGAAUCCUACUGAUAUUGAGGUGUCAGAUCUGAUCAAUAAUAUCCAUGAUGGAUCCGGGUACUUAGAGUUUCAGAUCUUCUGUAAGAUACUGACUGACAGGGCUCGAGAUAUGGAUCUGGAAGUAGGAUACAAGGAAUGUUUCCGUGUGUUCAGUAAGGAUGAGGAAGGAUGUAUCCCAGCUGAAGAAAUUAAGUUUGUUUUGAUGCAUCUUCCAGGAAAAAUAACGUACAAGGAGAUAGAUGAGAUGAUUGCUACAGUUGACAGAAAUGAAGAUUGGAAAAUAAGUUACUCCGAAUUUAGGGUGAUGUUGGGUGCAAUACCUUUAGUUCUAACAGAUCCUAUCAAGAAAAAUAAACGCCAGGAACCAGAAAAGGUUGACCUGCAUACAUUCACCAAGAAUUAUGAAGAAAAAACGGAAACAAAGCCUUAAUAAGAAACUAAUAUCCUCUAGAGAUAUCACACUAUGCAUGCCGACAUGCUACAUAUGUAAUGAAUUCAAAAUUUUCAUCAAUUGUUUCUGAAUGUAUCUCACCAAAGGAACUGAUUACUUGCCUAAAAUUCUAAUUGAGGAAUACCUAUCUUAGGACUCUAAUAAAUAGGAUUACACAACUAACCCCUGCUGAUAUAUUGUACUUAAAAGCUGUACCGUAAUUAUAUUUGUGAGUGCAGUAACAAACAUAAAAACAAUGUAACUAACCCCUGCUGAUGUAUUGUAUUUAAGAGCUGUACCGUAAUUAUAUUUAUGAGUGCAUUAACAAACAUAAAAACAAUGUAACUAACCCCUGCUGAUAUAUUGUACUUAAGAGCUGUACCGUAAUUAUAUUUGUGAGUGCAGUAACAAACAUAAAAACAAUGUAACUAACCCCUGCUGAUAUAUUGUACUUAAGAGCUGUACCGUAAUUAUAUUUGUGAGUGCAUUAACGAACAUUAAAACAAUGUAACUAACCCCUGCUGAUACAUUGUAUUUAAGAGCUGUCCGUAAUUAUUUUUGUGAGUGCAGUAACAAACAUAAAAACAAUGUAACUAACCCCUGCUGAUAUAUUGCAUCGUUCUAAAUGCAGAAAAUUUAUAAGUUUGAAAUUUUAGUUUGAUUUCUGUUUGAAAUAUAUUAAACUAAUAUCUGUA
Molecule: messenger RNA, 1583 nt
Organism: Eurytemora carolleeae
Lineage: Eukaryota; Metazoa; Arthropoda; Copepoda; Calanoida; Temoridae
Product: neo-calmodulin
Exons: 11
Coding region: 289-888 (199 amino acids)
Cellular component (GO): myosin II complex
Molecular function (GO): calcium ion binding
Source: RefSeq, a predicted model, not a curated record